CCUUCUCGGUAUUCGGCUCACCUCUCUUUCCUCCCCAUCCUUCCCUCCCUCCUUCCCUUUUCCUUCCCUCCAUCUCUCUCUCUCUUUCUCUCUCUCUAUCUCUCUCUCUUUUCCAUAUAGACCUGUUCCAUAUGUCAAGCCCUCCUUAGCUAUCAAUGAAGUGAACGCACAGCUCUCUUACUGGCUGGAAUCUAUGAGAGAUAUGAACGCAUGCUGUCUCUCUCUACCUCUCUCUCUCUUACACACACACUUGCAUGCACUCGCGUUCACACAAACAAAUACACUCCAGAUUGCAGACCAUUCUGCUCUGAACGUGCACACACGGAGCCGCAAGCUCUCUUUCACAUAAACACACACAAACACAACGCUGUCUGUCAGACUCUGUCAGUUUGCUGGGGCGUGAGCUUGGGAUGAGGUGAUGUUUUGGGACAGGAAACACGGGACCAUGGGCAAUUCCCAACGCCGGGCCAAAGGGAGGCACAAAACUAAAGGGGCAACAGCCACCACCAACUUGGACUCGGAGAGCAAGCGAACGGCCCACUUCCAAUCGUCAUGGCAACAGCAUGUGAAUGUGUUUGGCUCGUGGAGUAGGCCGGAGUGUGUGCAGGAGCUGCACCAAGAGGCUCAGCUCAACCUCCAGAGCCUGCUGCAAGACUUUGAGGAGCAGCUGUAUGAUAACAGGGUAACUGGGCAGACAUUCCGGCACCCUUCCUCUCAGAGCUCAGAGGACACCUCCACUACGCUCAGCCGCUCGCCUUCAUCAAUCAACAAGAAAACAGAAUUUGUCUUCCUGCCUGCAAAUAAACAGGUGUGUGAGGAUGAGACAACAUCAUUAGGGAUCCGGGCCCAGGACCCGGGUGCUUGUGGCUUAGACCGCUCUCUCCUGGGCUGGAAUUCUUCAGUAGGGCCCCCAGUUGCCGAAAAACCUCGCUGGCACCUGAGUCGACACUCCUCAGCACACCUCGUCCCUAUCAAUGUCACAGGCCAGAGCUUUGAUAAGCACGCCAGCGAACUCCAGGCCCCUUUUAGAACUGAAAAGGCGGUUAACCCAAAGACCAUCCGCCGCCCAAGGAGUGUGAUCGCAGGCCCUGAUGUCACGCUACACUGCCAAGGUGAUGGCAAGAUUCUUGCUGUUGAUCUGAUACAAGGUGCCUGUUCUCCUGACUCUUCCCAGCCAAGAUCUCUGGAACCCACCACAGAGAAUACAGGCGAGCAGCACAUACCCUUACGGAAAACUCAAAGUGACAGAGAGCAUAGUGUACCCCCGUCCCCUAAAGCUCCAUCAGGAAUGAUGGACCAUGCCACUCUUAUGUGCCCCAGCUCUUCCUGGAAUGGCCCAAAGGGUUCCACGUUCUCUCCCUCCUGGACUGACUCCUACAACUAUGCCCUGACCCCAAACCCUGUUGCCAAGCAGCCUUUGUCCAAACCUGGAACAUUAGAGUCUGGUGGGGGUGGCCUCAUGUGCCCUUCCCAAACCAGCUCUGCCAUGUCUGUGAGUUCUGUAUCACACUCUAGCUCCUUCACUUUCAUCUCAGGCCAUAGAACAAAUAUAGUCACACAUGAAAAUGCAAUUAAAGGAAAAAGAAACGAGACUGAGGGUGCAGCAUCCAGUCCAGCUGCCGGUAAUGGCCUCAACAAAUGUGAGCGAGAGAAGAGAUCAUCGCGAGCCAAUGCUUUCAAAUUCCGUGAACGCUCCCUUUCAACACCAACAGAUUCUGGAUCUCUCUGCUCAGCAGACAAUACAUGCUGUCCAGGAGAGACAGUGCCUGUAGUCAGAGAAGGUGAGAGCUAUGCUAUGCUGUACCCUAGCAACAGCUCUGAAGACAACACCAGCACUGACAAUGUGUCUGUAGCAACAGGCUCUGACUACUUCCCAGUGGGUAGACUGAGGUCACGUUCACGUAGCAUCUCACUAAAGAAGCCCAAAAAGAAGCCACCACCACCAGUACGCAGUGUGUCCCUAGUAAAGAACUUGUCAGCCAUUGGUGGGAUGGCCCCACACCAUACUGAAGGAUUUAUCAGAGAAGGUAGGCCUAAGAGCCUUUUCAUACCACGAGAUCAUAAUUUCCAGGAUUCAUUCCGGCCUGAGUUUCUUAUGGCAUCUAAAUCAGAUGAGGAAGCACACAGCAGUUUGGAGACAGCCUCUGAUACAUCUCAGCCCCCUGAAAAAGAAUCAGACCUAGCCUUCCCUCCUCAUUGGCAGCUUAGUGAGUGGAAGUCCAAUAAUGACCCUUAUCGUUCAUUAUCAGGCUCAAGCACUGCUACAGGUACAACAGUAAUUGAAUGCAUAAAAGUCCGUGGAAGCUCAGAAUCCCUGAAUUCACCAGCAAACUCUCGUGCUACUUCCCCUUCCCCACUUUCCAUUGAAGCAGAGACUAAGAUCUCUCCAUUCAAGCCUCCAUGUCUCAUGUCCCCUUCAAGUGGAUACUCUAGUCAGUCUGAGACACCAACCCCAACUAUUACAAACUCUGCAGUCACUGGACUCACACCAACAACAGGGUGCAAGAUGCGCCCAAAGAUCCCAGAGAGGAAGUCCUCACUUCCUUCACCAAAAGACAAAUCUCAGGCUCGUCUCUCUUUUGAGUUACCUGUAAAUUCCCAAGUAGACUUGUCUUCUGUUAAGCCGAAAACUAAAGCUAGCCGGAGGCACUCAGACACAUCUACCACCAGCAAACCAGGAAAAACGAGUCAGUCUGCACAGCCCAUGGUUACCACAACAGAUCUGAGAAACAUCAGACUUCGUUCAGUAAGCCGCUCAGAACUUGAAGACAGUCCUGAUGGCUCAUCUGACAUCAUAGAGGAGGAACAAGGACGUGAUAUUAGCCCACCUACCACCCCAUGUAGCUCGAAGCCACCCAAGCCACCAGUUGCGGUAAAGCCACCACUCCCCAAACGACCAAUGAACUUGAUGCUGAAGUCUCCCUCAUCAUCACCCCACGCUCAGGAAUCUCCGCCAACCUCCCCAAUAGACCGACCAAUGCCUCUAGCCAACAUCUAUAUGGUCGUCAGGAAGCCUAAACCUAAGAGGCCAUCUCAAUCAUCAGUUACACCUCAAGAGCAUGUGCCAAGACAUCAACUCCCCCUACCUGAGUUUGACCUAGAACAUGGGUUACCAAUUGAAGAGGAUCUUUCCUUUCCUAGCAGUCCAGAGAAAGACGAUAUAAGCAAGACCUUUUGUAGUCAAAGUCCAAUUUCCUGCAUAGCUGAAUUGGACAAGAAGAAAUCCAAGGUACCACCACCAGUACCCAAAAAGCCAAAUGUUCUUCUCUUGCCUUCUCCUACUGUCCAGACACCGAGCAGUGCUACUACAGAAAAGCAAAGCCUUCUAUAUGAAAGUGGUUCUCAGUCACCUCUAGGCCCACCUCCGUCUGAAGCCGAUGAGGCUUCUUAUAACAAAGAUGACCAAGAAAUAUCUGCUAACAAAGAGGUUCCAGGAACUUGUGAGAGUGAUGCACAGCAUGAAAAUCAAGGUAAACUUGAGGACCUUGGAAAUGAAGAAAAUGAUACACCAGAUGGAACUCCUAAGGAAAUUGUAUCUAUUCAUGAUGUGGACAUAAAGGCAUUCACUGCAGAAAUAAUGACAGAAGCUUCACUGGAGGAAAACAGCUCUGUCACAGAUAAGCAAGAACUGCACAUCACUGAAGAAACAGAUGAUGAUGUGCCUGUGCACACACCUACGACUAAUAGGACAGAAGACCUUUUCACCAUCAUACACAGAUCUAAGCGGAAAGUCCUUGGCCGUAAGGAGCCAGCAUUUGGUAGUCGCCAGAGCCUUGUGUCACCUGUGAAAAGCAGCAGCAGUGACAUUCGAACACUGACACUGGGCAGCACUCCAAGAUCAACCUCGCGGAAUGAGAACUUCAUGGCUCUUCUACAGAAGAAAGGCAGCAAAACAAGCAGUGGAACACGGGUCUCUGCCAUGGAACUGCUGAAGAGCACAAACCCUUUGGCUCGGCGUGUCACUGAGUUUUCUCAAUCAGAUCUGGAUGCUGCUGGAACUGACCCAUCUAAAAUGGUUCUACCAGACCAGUGAUUCCACAUGCAGAGAACCACAUGUAAUGGCUGAUUUUCAGUUAGUGCUCCACUGCACAUCUAUAUGGUUUUAAUUCCCAGGAUCAUGCACCAUGCACAGUCUGAAGUGAGGUUGUUUUAUACCAUGGGUAUUACCUUUUUGUCAUGUUGCUGUGGAGUGCUGUCCAUAUCAAAGAAAAGGAACCCAGUGUUGACAUGAGGUUCUAAAAUAGUUGGGUCAGCAUUGCAUUUUACCACUGAGAAUGUGUUAUAUUAACUCCUCUGUGGAAAUUUACAAUUGGUACAAAGGAUCACCAACCUUUGUAUGUUGCCCAACUUUAAUUGCAGAAUUAUUGCAAGUAUAUGCAGGCCAAAACAAAUGUGUGACAAGCCUGAUUAUCCUAUACACAAAGAGAAACAUUCCAUAUAGAAAAUGUAAAUCAAGCUCCCUUAAAAAGCACUUUUUAUUACAAAAGUAGUUUACAGAUAAACUAAUUGUUGUUUUUUUUGUUUAUAUAUAUAUAUAUAUAUAUAUAUAUAUAUAUAUAUAUAUAUAUAUAUAUAUAUAUAUAUAUAUAUAUAUAUAUAUAAGGCCAUAAGGCCUUAUUUAGCCGCCUUUUUAUUUAACCCAGAAUAAAACUAAAUAUACAAUAUUUAAGUGUACAUUUAGAAUUUUUAUGCCUUUCCUUUAAACUGCCUAUUUUCGGCAUGUUUACAACAAACGGACUAAAGUCACAAAAUGGACAACCUCCAUGCAAUAUUCUUAAUCUGAAUCUAAAUUAUAGAUCUUCCCUCACUGCCAGCUGUGGUACUCAGUGGGUUGUAGUGUUAUAGUGAAAAACCAAAACCACCGCAGAGCAGAUUAUGUGAACAGUACCAAAUGAAAGGAAAUCAGAGCUAGAAACAAAACAAAACAUAAAAAAGAGAUAUGAUCAAUGGCUAUAGACAGACGGUUUCAAAUCCUCCUAAUGGGGUAUUUAAUCCUGGCUGUCUAGUAUGGAGAACCUGUCAGGGGUUUCUUGUUCUGGCUACCGAAUUCAGAAUCUGCACUGUUUAACACUCAAGGAACCACAGAAGGGAUUUGCCAAGGAUCAUGAAUGGUAAAGAAGAACUUCUUAUUGUCACCUCCCUAUCCUUUUGGCCAGACUUGUGUAAGAUGUGGUCCUGCAGACUGCUAUAAUCACCACAUACCUAAAUUUAAAGCUGCAGCUACAAUGUGUUUCUGAACAUUUUAUAUAUGUCCACAUUGUAUUUGUCACUCAUUAUAAUGAUCAUUUCAUACUAUGCAUCAAGGCUGGAUGUGCUGCUUCUGUGCCAGUUCUGUGGCAAAUUAGCAGUGAAUGCCUAUGAAUGUCAGGAAGAGGGAACAAAGCUCAACAGUAUACUUUAGUUUUCUGUUUGUUUUAGUUUGUUUGUUUUUUUAAUCACCGCCCAUGUCACUGCAGAAUAGGAAAUUUAUUUCUAUAUUAUAAUGCGUUGUUUGGAGACAAAAAUAGAGAAUCAUUUGGUGAGAUCAUUUGGUAAGUAUUUUCCCACAAAGACUACUUGUUCCUUCUCAUUCCUUUAAAAUAUUUUCUCCCACAUGUGACUGUGCUUCUCUGACUCACAAUCAGAAUCAAGAAACCUGGUGCUAUUGAGCCAGAGCACCCCCUGCAGUCCAGGAGGGAAAGCACACCUGGCAAAAAAUCUGUUCUGACUCCUUCAGGUAUUCUGAUAGCAUCUAAAUAUAACAGAUAUAAAGUAUUACAUUAAAAUAGUGAGUGACGCUUGUUUUCAGUAUUUAGUGAAUGAAAAAAAAAGACAACAUGUGUUUGUUUGCCUUGUACUCUGGCGUCAAGCCUGUGUUUUUAAAUGCCUUGGUAAUGCACUUCUAUAGAAAUAUCCAGAGUUUCUUUUAGUCUUUUUAUGAAUACUACUCGAACGGUCAUCAUUACUCUUGUGUACUCUGUGCUGCAUCCCUUUUUAGUCAGUAAUAUUAUCAAAAUUCCCAGAGGAAGGUGGAGAGGGAGCAAGAAAGUCAAAAUACCUAGAAAUGCAAAGAGUGAAGUAUUUGGGGGGAAAACAGGCUGUUAGAAGCCAUGAUUUAUGUUACUGAGAGUUUUUGUAGACAAUUUAAUCUGUACAUUCUGCCACACAGACCAGUGACCUACACCUCCCUACAGAAUAGUAGAUUUCUUAAUGUGACAACCUACAGUGAAAACAUUCUUGCUUCUGUAUUCAUCCUCCUUACUCCCUCCAUCUUAGCCUCUUUCCCAUUUGCCCAAUGACACCCACCACAGGAGCUCAUGUUUGUACACAGAGUAGAGAUGAAUCUAAAAACCACAGUAAACAUCAUUACUCUACUAAACAUCAGGAACUAUUCAGUGUGUCCAAGGUCUAGUUUCCCAAAAGCAUUGUGCGUAGGAUCAGCAUCAAUUGUUCAUAGUGUUUAAAGUGACAUUCAUGCUCUUGUGUUCUAUCUUAAAACAUAUCCGAUAAUCAGUUUUAAUCAAAUGUCCGCCCCUUCCUUUAUGUCUAAAAAGUUCAGUACCACAGAUAACUUUAAGCCAAUGUCAAAUUUUGUAUAUAUACAUAUAAUUAUAAUUAAAACUUUGUCAAAUUUUAUCACAGAGAUAACUAUAACAGAGGAUUAUUAAGGCUAUAUAAGAUCAGCUUAGAGUUUGCUGACUCUCUUAAAAAAGCUUUAAAUGCCCCUUGUCCAUGGGACAAAAACACUUGGGUGGGAAAGAAAGAAAGUACUGGGAAUUAUAUUUUUGUUAUUUUAUCAUUGGAAAGACGUCUAUAAAAAUUCUGAAUAUUAUGAGCCUCCCUCUCCAGCAGUAAGGAUAUGUAGCUGUGAGCUCAAGCAGCUAUGUCUUGGCUAUGUGCUAAAAAAAGUUACAUAAAUAAAUUAUUUUUCUUGCUUAAA
Molecule: messenger RNA, 6919 nt
Organism: Tachysurus fulvidraco (yellow catfish)
Lineage: Eukaryota; Metazoa; Chordata; Actinopteri; Siluriformes; Bagridae
Gene: nhsl2
Product: NHS-like 2
Exons: 8
Coding region: 419-4033 (1204 amino acids)
Biological process (GO): cell differentiation
Source: RefSeq, a predicted model, not a curated record